Oryzias melastigma (Indian medaka) is the source of this 1142-nucleotide messenger RNA. RefSeq names its product H-2 class I histocompatibility antigen, alpha chain. Lineage: Eukaryota; Metazoa; Chordata; Actinopteri; Beloniformes; Adrianichthyidae. Gene Ontology annotation, cellular component: external side of plasma membrane. Gene Ontology annotation, biological process: immune response. The record is from RefSeq and is a predicted model, not a curated record.
UGAACACAGCCACGAUAUCUGUAAAAUCCAAGCGACCCUUAAAUGCACCAUUCGAGCCCGUUUCCUGUUUCAAGCUGACUUGUUUAUGUCGCGUGAGGAAGACAACGAAGAUAAAAUAUUUUAUAUAUAAUUCCUGAGUUUGAUCACGCCACAACAAAAAUGAUAGUUUUGUGGUCUGGUGUCUUUUUUGGGACACUCGUGGCUACGAAUACCGAGACACACUCCCUGACAUACAUCUACACAGCCUUCUCCCAUCCUGUGAAGCUCCCAGGCAUCCAUGAAUUCACUGCUAUGGGUCUGCUGGACAACAGAAUGAUCGAUUACUAUGACAGCUCCGAACAAAAGAAAAUUCCCAAACAAAAGUGGAUGGAGGAGCGACUCCAGCAGGAAUACUGGGAUAAAGGAACUCAGUCCCGGCAGAGCAAGCAGCAGUGGUUCAAGGUUAACAUCGACAUCCUGAUCAACCGAAUGAGACAAACUACUAAUGAAACUCAUGUUCUUCAGUGGAUGCAUGGAUGUGAAAGUGAAGAAGAUGAAAACGGUAACCUUAAGUUUAAGCGUGGCGUGGACAUGUACAACUAUGACGGAGAUGACUUCUUAAGUUUUGAUGAUGAGCAUCAAGUUUGGGUGGCUGCAGUGGAUGCAGCAGUCACCACCAAGAGGAAGUGGGAUGAAGUCACAGCUCUGAAAGACUACACCAAGGGUUACCUGGAGAAGGAGUGCAUGGAUUGGAUGAGCACCUUCCUCACUUAUUCAAAACAGCAGCAGAGAAAUGCCACUCCUCCUGAAGUUCACGUGUUCACAACAAAAGCCAAACAGUCCUCAAUCGUCGUGCUGACGUGCCUCGCCACAGGCUUUUACCCAAAAGACAUCAACCUCAUUAUUAAAAGAAAUGGACGCAUCCUCAAUAAAGAGGAUGGAGUGAUGAGCUCUGGAGUUCGUCCGAAUCACGAUGACACCUUCCAAAGGAGAGAUUAUGUGGAGAUUUUGAGGAGUGACACCGCUGAAUACACCUGUGAAGUCAUUCAUGAAGCUUCUGACAUGCGUGUGAAGAAAACAUGGGAUCGUCGCCUUCCUCCUCUUGAUGGAUCUCACUUUGCAGUUCAUGUUAGCCUUGCCGCUGUCUCCAGUCUUCUUCUUCU